Molecule: messenger RNA, 1455 nt
Organism: Rhineura floridana
Lineage: Eukaryota; Metazoa; Chordata; Lepidosauria; Squamata; Rhineuridae
Gene: OLFM3
Product: olfactomedin 3
Exons: 8
Coding region: 1-1455 (484 amino acids)
Biological process (GO): signal transduction
Source: RefSeq, a predicted model, not a curated record
AUGAGUCCUCCACUGCUCAAGCUUGGUGCUGUCCUUAGUACCAUGGCAAUGAUCUCUAACUGGAUGUCCCAAACGCUCCCAUCACUGGUAGGACUAAAUACCACCAGGCUAUCCACUUCUAAUACUCUAUCACACAGAAAAGACUUAUUUCAGAACCCCAAAGAAGGUUGGCAAGUCUAUAGUUCUGCCCAAGACCCAGAUGGGCGAUGUAUUUGCACCGUGGUUGCACCAGAACAAAACCUCUGCUCCAGAGAUGCCAAAAGCAAGCAGCUUAGACAACUUCUAGAGAAGCAGGUUCAGAAUAUGUCCCAGUCCAUUGAAGUUUUAAACCUACGGACUCAGAGAGAUUUCCAGUACGUUUUAAGAAUGGAAACACAAAUGAAAGGGCUGAAGGCCAAGUUCCGGCAAAUAGAAGAUGACCGGAAGACCUUAAUGACAAAGCAUUUUCAAGAAUUGAAAGAAAAGAUGGAUGAACUCCUGCCAUUGAUACCAGUUCUGGAACAGUACAAAACUGAUGCUAAGUUAAUCACCCAGUUCAAAGAGGAAAUUAGAAAUCUGUCUUCGGUCCUCACUGGAAUCCAAGAGGAAAUUGGUGCCUACGAUUAUGAGGAACUCCAUCAGCGAGUACUCAGUUUGGAAACCAGGCUUCGAGACUGCAUGAAAAAACUUACAUGUGGCAAAUUGAUGAAGAUCACUGGCCCUAUUACAGUCAAGACAUCUGGAACUCGGUUUGGAGCUUGGAUGACAGAUCCAUUAGCCUCAGAGAAAAAUAACAGAGUCUGGUACAUGGACAGUUACACCAACAACAAAAUAGUCCGUGAAUACAAAUCGAUAGCAGACUUUGUCAGUGGUGCUGAGUCAAGGACAUACAAUCUCCCUUUCAAAUGGGCAGGAACCAACCAUGUGGUCUACAACGGAUCUCUCUUUUUCAACAAAUACCAGAGCAACAUCAUCAUUAAGUACAGCUUUGAUACCGGUCGGGUGCUUGCUCAACGUAGCCUGGAGUAUGCUGGCUUUCACAACGUCUACCCAUACACUUGGGGUGGCUUCUCAGAUAUCGACUUGAUGGCAGAUGAAAUUGGCUUGUGGGCCGUAUAUGCGACCAAUCAGAAUGCAGGCAACAUCGUCAUCAGUCAGCUGAAUCAGGAUACAUUAGAAGUGAUGAAAAGCUGGAGCACUGGAUAUCCAAAGAGAAGUGCCGGGGAAUCCUUCAUGAUCUGUGGCACCUUGUAUGUCACCAAUUCUCACUUAACUGGAGCCAAGGUCUACUACUCCUAUUCCACAAAAACCUCCACGUACGAAUACACAGACAUCCCCUUUCAUAAUCAGUAUUUUCAUAUAUCCAUGCUUGACUACAAUGCCAGAGAUAGGGCUCUAUAUGCCUGGAAUAAUGGGCACCAGGUCCUGUUCAAUGUCACCCUUUUCCACAUAAUUAAAACAGAAGAUGACACAUAA